Cololabis saira (Pacific saury) is the source of this 1703-nucleotide messenger RNA. RefSeq names its product brain-derived neurotrophic factor (gene bdnf). The record is from RefSeq and is a predicted model, not a curated record. Gene Ontology annotation, molecular function: nerve growth factor receptor binding; growth factor activity. The transcript has 2 exons. The coding region runs from base 264 to 1127 and encodes 287 amino acids. Gene Ontology annotation, biological process: nerve development; memory; negative regulation of neuron apoptotic process. Lineage: Eukaryota; Metazoa; Chordata; Actinopteri; Beloniformes; Belonidae.
UCUCCCAGUGUUGCCGCGGCUGCGUUUUCGGAGUGCGACAACUUCCAGUUUUCAGACCAUCUUUCCAAAAGGAGCCGCGCAGCCAUGGGAGUGCAUUACCUCAGCCGUGCAAUUUCCACCAUCAAUAAUUUAAUCUAUUUGCUCCAAAGCUGAAGAGAUAUCCCGAAGCGUUGUCGGGAGAGUGCAGAGAGGAAAAAUAUCGCUUAAGUAAGUUACUCAGGGAGUUGUCCAAAACAUCCCAGAUGACACCACUGUCCUGUUGAAUGGUCUGUUUUACGACUGGGAGGUACAAGUUCCACCAGGUUAGAAGAGUGAUGACCAUCCUGUUCCUUACUAUGGUUAUUUCAUACUUCAGUUGCAUGAGAGCUGCGCCCCUGAGAGAUGCCCCGGGCAUGCGGGGCCAUCGGACGGAAGGCUACUUGGGCGCUGCUGCUGCGACGGCCGCCCGAGGCCACGGGACUCCACAGAGCGGCGGUGGGCCGGGCCAGCGCGGAGAACUCCCCUCACUCACAGACACAUUUGAGCAAGUGAUAGAGGAGCUGCUCGAGGUGGAUGGAGAGGCGGCGCAGCUGGGACAGGGGGCUGAUAAGGGCCAGGGAGGUGGGGGCCCGUCGCCUGCGGUCGCCACAGAGACCAAGGAUGUCGACCUGUACAACUCGCGGGUGAUGAUCAGCAACCAAGUGCCUUUGGAGCCGCCGUUGCUCUUUCUUCUGGAGGAAUACAAAAACUAUCUGGAUGCCGCUAACAUGUCCAUGAGGGUGCGGCGACACUCCGAUCCCUCGCGGCGCGGAGAGCUCAGUGUGUGUGACAGUAUUAGCCAAUGGGUGACGGCUGUGGAUAAAAAGACGGCAAUAGACAUGUCUGGGCAGACAGUUACCGUCAUGGAAAAGGUCCCUGUCCCCAAUGGCCAACUGAAGCAAUACUUUUAUGAGACCAAAUGCAACCCCAUAGGGUACACAAAGGAGGGCUGCAGAGGAAUAGACAAGCGGCAUUAUAACUCCCAAUGCAGGACAACCCAGUCCUACGUGCGAGCGCUCACCAUGGAUACCAAAAAGAAGAUUGGCUGGCGGUUUAUAAGGAUAGACACUUCAUGUGUAUGCACAUUGACCAUUAAAAGAGGGAGAUAGUGUAUAAAAUGUAUAGAUUUUAUUGAAGAGUUUAAAAAAGAGAAUACAGAGAAAAUAUCUAUUUGUAUAUAUACAUAACAGGGUAAAUUAUUCCGUCAAAUGAAAAUUUUAUGGACUGCAUGUAAAAAAAGAUGAAGUUUAUACAGUAAAAGUGAUACUAAGUCUAUUUAUUGAACAUAUUCAUGACCUUGUAAACAAUUAAAAAAAAUCUGAUCAGUCAUUUGCGCCCAGUUUAAAUUACUAUAUCGCAUUACUCGAGACAUUGUGAUCUGUUUACGUUGCCAAGAAUUAGCAGAUGAAGGGGAAAAAAACAGUGAGAGAGGACAGUUCCAUCUUCAAAAGCUUGCAUGCUGCUUCAAUUGUGACUCGAGAAUUCUCCACUUACAAAAAAAAGGAUACAUGCUGACCAAAAAAAGAAGAAAAAAAAAACAUUCAGUUUACAUAUUCAGCAGAAAGCAAUUUCCUCUCAAGUAAUUUAUCUGUUUACUGUUCUAAACUUCUCAAGGUAAUGUUGGAAUUACAUACUAUGUCAAGGUGCUGUUGUCAAAGCUUUGCUGUUUAUUUUUUUAUCCCCAC